Corticium candelabrum is the source of this 390-nucleotide messenger RNA. Its product is annotated as laminin subunit beta-2-like. The coding region runs from base 52 to 390 and encodes 112 amino acids. Lineage: Eukaryota; Metazoa; Porifera; Homoscleromorpha; Homosclerophorida; Plakinidae. The record is from RefSeq and is a predicted model, not a curated record. The transcript has 4 exons.
GCUAGAGCUGGAAAUUCCGCUGAUGGAUUUUUUGUUGACUCGGUUCUACUUAUGCCAGUAUCCACUGAUCUACCUGAGUUUAUGGCAUUGUCUUUUGGCGAUCGAUUAUUUUUCCUUUUGACUUGCUACAAUGUGAGGGAAUCUGUACCACAAGCAUCUUCAACUUCUCUUAGUAAGGCUUGCAGAAGUCACACUAUUCUCAUCAAUGCUGCUCUUUUCAAUGGAGCACUGAACUGUAGUUGUAAUGUGGAAACAAGUUCUAGUCAACUAUGCGAGAAAUUGGGUGGCCAGUGCGCUUGUGCUCCCAAUGUUGUUACUCAAAAAUGCACUACUUGUAAUUACACAUUUUUUGGAUUUAGCGCUGCUGGUUGUGAAGGUAUAAACUUGUAA